GCUCCACAUGAACGCAUAGAGACGCUCCUCGGUUCUGAAAGCUUUCCUCUCCUCUCACAUCAGAACUUUUACCUGCAGCACCACAACCGGAUUGAUUGGAGAGCUUUUGAGCAUAAUGGAUUCAGACGGUUUGGUAGUUUUAUGUCUCCAGGAGGACUAUAGGGGAGCGUGAGAGGAGACAGGAGACAGGAGGAGAGGGUGGGACAUUUCAGCUAUGGAGCUCACCAUGGAGAACCUGCACAGCGUCUCCUCCUCGCACUCCCAGCUGCAGGUGGGAGACCUCAUGAGCUCUCCGCACGCGCGUCCGUCUCCAUCCCCGAGCUCCGCGCCCAGGAAUCUAGUUGGUGCACGGUCAUCAUCCAUGGUGUCCGGCAUGCUCCUGGAGGGCUCCGGUGGCGGGGACUACCGGACGGACCCGUCUGCUGCGCUCUCCGGUAGUCACCUGCACCCGUCCAUCAGCAGCAUGUGCGACACCACCGGGAUGAGCCUCAGCAACACGUACACCACCUUAACUCCUCUGCAGCAUCUACCUCCCAUCUCCACCGUGUCGGAGAAGUUCCACCACCACCACCACCACCCGCACUCCUCGCACCACCACGCCGCCCAUCAGCGCCUCUCCGCCGGGAACGUCAGCGGCAGCUUCACGCUGAUGCGCGGCGACGACCACCGGGGGCUCGCCUCCUCCAUGAGCAACCUGUACUCUCACUACCCCAAAGAGAUGUCCGUGUCCGGGAUGAGUCACGGCUCGCUGUCCCCGCUGUCCUCUUUGCACACUAACUCCCAGCAGCAGCAGCUAUACGGUCCGAGCAGCGCGCACCUCUCCACGGACUCCAAGCUGCUCUCUCCGGUACCCGGGUUCGAGUCACACGCGUCCAUGCUGUCCCAAGAGCACCUGGCGAGGAGUUUAGGCAGCCACGGCCACGGGAUGAUCUCCAACCUCAACGGCAUGCACCAUCACCACCACCACCCGCACAGUCACCUGCACACCCAGAAUGUGAUGCUGGGCGACCGGGAGAGGCUGGGUCACGCAGCCGGCCAGGGAGCAGCAGGCUCGGGCAUGCAGGGCGAGGAAAUCAACACAAAGGAGGUGGCUCAGAGGAUAACGGCCGAGUUAAAGCGGUACUCCAUCCCGCAGGCCAUAUUCGCUCAGAGGAUCUUAAGCAGGUCGCAGGGGACCCUCUCAGACCUGCUCCGGAACCCCAAACCCUGGAGUAAGCUCAAGUCCGGCCGGGAGACCUUCAGGAGGAUGUGGAAGUGGCUGCAGGAGCCUGAGUUUCAGAGGAUGUCUGCUCUCCGACUGGCUGCAUGUAAACGUAAGGAGGAGGACCGAGGACGAGAGCGCAACCAGGUGCCAAAAAAGCAGCGACUGGUCUUCACCGACCUGCAGCGUCGCACCUUGGUAGCCAUCUUCAGAGAGAACCGCCGGCCCUCCAAGGAGAUGCAGAUCACCAUCUCCCAGCAGCUGGGCCUGGAGCUCUCCACCGUCUCCAAUUUCUUCAUGAACGCACGCCGCCGCAGUACGGACCGCUGGGACACAGAGGAGCACAGCCACGGGGUGCACGGCCACGGCCACAUGCACACUCCUCACGGAAACAACAACAACUCUUCACCGAUCCUACCCGGCACCUCCUCUGCAGCCACUUUCUCUAAGGCCUGACGGUGGCAGGAUGGAUGGUUGAACAGAUGCAUGGAGGAUGGAGGAGGGGGGGAUGAUUUCCACUAAAGCACUCCGAUCCUGCAGAGCUACAGGGUGUGUAGCUUCAGACCACUCAUCUGAUUCAUCUGCUCACAGUGCUCAUGAUGACUUGUGCAGAUGAAUCAGAUCUUCUCAAUGUGUUUUCUUUUAAAUCUGAAUGUUACUCGUAGGGGUUAACACGCAUUUUCAACCUGUGGCUCUUCAAACCAAAGAUCCAGCAGCACUGAGAGAAUUGCCCUCAAACAACCACAUGUGGCUGUUUGUAAAUCCACCUGAAAACCAAAGAAAAUCCACGUCCACUAAACCACAUGGUGGGUCUGUGUUGAGGCCUUGAAAAGGGAGGGUGUAAGGAUGUAAACACACCAAAGAAUCACUCAUGACAGGGAACAGAUAGCUUCUGACAGGAAAACCUUGAAUAGCCGCACGUCGGUCUUCACAAAUCAGACAGAAAUCAGACAGCAGAUGUGUCUGCCGGGCCGUGAUCCACCGCUCCUCAUUUCAGUAACAGACACCGAGGCUGAUUGAGAGGUGCGUCUGUGAGUCAAGUGUCUGUGAAACGCUCUCAGCAGGUCCUUUGACCCUCUAACCGCACACCACCACCUCACGGCUCUGCAUCACUGCAAGCGCGCGUGUGCAUGAUGUUCACAUGCUGCUCCUGGGGUGUAAUUCCUCUGCAGUGAUUCGGCCUGCUCAACGUCAGAGUAACAGUGCCACCUGCUGUCCAUUUAAACCACAUCUGAGCAUGUUGUGAGCUUGUAGUUAGAGCUCCAGCAGGCCGACGGCAACACAGUUUCUAUUAGGUUACCAAUACUCCACGUAAGCAGACGUGUAGCCCUGCAAACACCAAACUAACAGACAAAACUACUCACAAACGCUUUGAUACACAUUUGAAUGUUUGUUUCUUAAGACUCGUCGUACGGCGACAUGGCUGUAGACCGCGUGGCCACUUGAGAGGUUAUUUUCAGGUUACAAAAAGGAGAACAAUCAAACAGGGAUGACACUCCCCACGUUUAAAAAAAAAGAAGUGUCGUGUCCGAGUGUAGGGAGCGAGGGAGCGAGGGAGGGAGGGUCUGCUCUGUUCUAGUGGCCAAACGCAGAGGUCAAAUGUCACAAUAUAGGAUCCUGAGUGCCAAUGACGUUUGCCUCUUUAUGAUAAUCAGAGAACAGGUGCGGCCCGCUCCGUCGCCAUGCGCCCCCCGCUGUGUCUGGCCUGUGUCAUUUACAACCGUCGAGCACUACGCGGGCACGUUGCCUAUUCCAUACCUCAGAAAAAACAUUGAUGUGAUCGACGUGAAACACAAUGAAAAUGACUGUAAAUAAUAUUUAAUUUCAUCUCUCUGUCUUAUCUAUUCUCUAUUUAUCUACUCUCUUGCUACUCCCCU
This is a messenger RNA of Sebastes umbrosus (honeycomb rockfish), 3078 nucleotides long. It is a transcript of the gene onecut3b, whose product is annotated as one cut homeobox 3b. Gene Ontology annotation, cellular component: nucleus. The coding region runs from base 215 to 1657 and encodes 480 amino acids. The transcript is spliced from 2 exons. NCBI's taxonomy places the organism in Eukaryota, Metazoa, Chordata, Actinopteri, Perciformes, Sebastidae. The record is from RefSeq and is a predicted model, not a curated record. Gene Ontology annotation, molecular function: DNA-binding transcription factor activity, RNA polymerase II-specific; RNA polymerase II cis-regulatory region sequence-specific DNA binding. Gene Ontology annotation, biological process: regulation of transcription by RNA polymerase II.